GAAUCGCCGUCUUGAUGAGAACCAAGCGAUGAUGAAAAAUACGAAGAUCCUAGGCAGCACUUGUUUUUGUUCUUUGUUUGGAAAUUUAUCUGUCGAGAUCCCCUUCAUCUGUAGAUGACGAGAUGGAAGGACUGGAACUGGUGUUCUGCGGCACUGAUUGAGGUGAAAAGGUCUUUCGUUCAGAGUGAAUCAUGUUCUGUCGAGAGGCUGGCUCCUGAGGCAACAUCAUACAAUCGCCCGUCUCGAGGGCGGUCACAAUAGCGUUGUAAGUCCACCCUUGAAAUUUACCCUGAUGAAGAUAGUUCUCUUACAAAGUUGAUUUUUCUUAUAUUCUCUUUCCUGAUUUGUCAUAUCAGCAUGGAUGCAGGAGUUGUCCGUCUUAAUCAAGAAAAAUCAAAACUUAGUCCCAUUUCAUCAAGGUAAAAAUGUUAUAAUGUUAGUACUUUUAGAGAAAUUUCGGAAAUUAUGGCGCAUAAAUCACUGAAUAAUCACUAAUGAUUCGGGCUUUGUCCUGCUAGUUCCUCUAUUCCUUAGCAGAUUUCUCUCGAUGUGGAUCUCGGGCUACUCUUCCUUGGUCGUGUAGCAUUUUUAUCACUUGCCCGUUAAGAAAUGUUGGCCAUCUAGUAGAAGGAAACUUUCAAGUUCAACAAUAUAAUUGGUAUUAUGAAUGCAACUUCAAGUGGAAGAAGUAUCUGCUAGAUAAGUAUACUAUAAAAAUGAAGAAUUCUUAUUAACGAGUUGAUUAGACACGCAUGAUCAAAAUGACAGACGUCUGGUACCACGUUGACAAGUGCUUCAAUCCCCCGGCCCAGUGCCACAUUGAUCAAGGCGAGCUACGUUUGGUGAGGCCGAGUGCGCUUAGUCCAAAUUAUACGUCUGGUCUCCCUUCGUCUUUGACGGGUGCACACCAAAACUACAAUGUUCACGCGGACCCCACAACAAGAAAAUUCCUUGAUGACAAUAUGUUGAAGGGGGCGACGUCAAGUCAAGCGGCGUGGACUGCCGAAGCGGUUCCGUCGUGGCAUAAUCCAGCGAUUUUCACCUGUGCAAGCGGUGAGGAUGGAGUGCUUUUUUCGGGGCGCGGCUGGGGUAACGUUUAUCCUCGAGGAAAUACAUUCAUCCCGGCACAAACCAGUUCCUUACGUAGCUUGCCUCGUGUCGACCAAUUUUUCGAAGCUGCAGCGCAGCAAAGUGGAGGAGGCUCUAGUACAAGUGCACGAAGCCGAGGAGUUGACUCAACUAGUACCAAUAGAAGGCAAGGUGCCGAUGAUGAGCAGGGUGGCAGCCACAACACAUGUUAUUUGGUAGAUAAUGACUCAGAAUCGUGUGCGCCAGCGGCAGAUGUUGAAGGGAACGGCGACCGCUUUCGGCCAUUUUUUUCAAGCUGUGGAAGAGACCGCAUCAGACUGUUGCACCGAACUGUACCCGAUUUGUGGCCCGAGCGUCGCGUCUUCUUUUCCCCAGAGCGCUUCUUUCGAGACGUUGGCGACGCAGAGUCACGCCCUGCACGUCCGGUUUUGCACAUGCUCAUGGAGUGAACAAAAAGAUAUAGAACCUCAUGCAUUCUUGUAUUGCCCAUAUUGAGUGAAGAGAGUGUUUGUGUGGCCCCGAAUACUUACUUCAAUCAGAUACAGAAACAGAUUCUUGAAGGACAGGAUUUUGAUUUUCCCAGCCGCCACACCGCGUGCCUCCUUAUCAAGUUGGUUGGUGAGACACUACAGUCAUCUGGUUCUGGAUCCUCGCAUUCAUCACAUCACAGAGAAAAAGUGAUUCCUUUCCCAUGAUCUAGAGGCAGUCACAAACUUCCUCCCUCCAUGAUCUCCAUUUCAAGUGCUCAUGUGAUUGCAGUUUCUCGGCGUCAACUCGCGUAAUAUAAUGCAUGAGAAAGAUGAUAGAUAAAGAUAAGGAAAAGCUCUCUUGCCGUUCAC
This is a messenger RNA of Amoebophrya sp. A25, 1928 nucleotides long. NCBI's taxonomy places the organism in Eukaryota, Dinophyceae, Syndiniales, Amoebophryaceae. The record is from the annotation of a GenBank genome assembly.